AUGGCCGAUAUCAAGAAGUUCGUGCUUGGUGACUUCAAGCUCCAGAGCGGCAAAACGUUGCCUGGUGCUUGGAUUGCCUACAGAACAUUCGGCGAUGCUUCCUUGCCAGCCGUUGUCUAUCCCACUUGGUUCUCCGGUGCCAUUGCAGACAACGAAUGGUUGGUCGGAGAUGACAAGACUCUCGACCCGUCAAAGUACUUCAUCAUAAUUCCUGCCCUCUUUGGCAACGGGCAGUCCAUCAGCCCGUCCAACUCUGACAUCAGCCCAUUCCCCGACGUUUCUCUAUAUGACAAUGUGCGUGCACAACACCAGCUCGUUACCGAAGAACUCAAGGUCAAGCACCUGAGGGCAGUUCUAGGCUGGUCUAUGGGUGCUGCUCAAUCAUUCCAAUGGGCGACACAAUACCCUGACAUGGUGGACAUUUGCGUUCCUUUCUGCGGCGCGGCCAAGUGUGCUCUACAUAACAAGGUGUUCCUAGAAGGAGUCAAGUCAGCGCUCCUCGCUGCGAAGAAGAUCAGCUCGGCCGGGAGUGGCAACGGGCGCGAGGCGGCGGCCAACGACAAGUCUGUCCGAAUCUGGUCCGACGAAGAGAAACAAGCGGGCUUGAAGGCAUUUGGCCGUGUGUAUGCUGGAUGGGGCUUCUCCCAGUCCUUCUACCGACAAGAACUCUACAAGGAACACUACAAAUCUAAAGACCUCGAAGACUUUCUUCAGACCUUUUGGGAGAAGUGGGCUCUGAGCAAGGACCCCGAGAACCUUCUGACCAUGAUCCAUAGCUGGCAGAGCGCCGAUGUGAGCGACCAGGAGCCAUACAACGGCGACUUCAAGAAGGCCAUGGCGGGCAUCAAAGCCACAACAUUGGUACUACCUUCGAAGACUGAUCUCUACUUCCCACCUGAGGAUUCCGAGAUUGAGGUAGAGUACAUGACCAAGGGUGUUGGGAAGCUGGCCAUCUUUCCAUCCAUCUGGGGACAUUGGGCCGGCGGCCCUCCAGGUAACUUUGACGACGUCAAGUGGUUGGACAACCAGUUGAAAGAGAUAUUUUCCACCGCACCCCGGAGAUGUCAGAAGGAGCAUCCAAUAUGA
Messenger RNA from Colletotrichum graminicola M1.001, 1086 nucleotides. RefSeq lists its product as uncharacterized. The record is from RefSeq and is a predicted model, not a curated record. Lineage: Eukaryota; Fungi; Ascomycota; Sordariomycetes; Glomerellales; Glomerellaceae. The transcript has 2 exons. Bases 1 to 1086 code for a protein of 361 amino acids. Gene Ontology annotation, molecular function: acyltransferase activity, transferring groups other than amino-acyl groups. Gene Ontology annotation, biological process: biosynthetic process.